AUGUCCUCUUUCUUACGCGCCUUCACCUCAAUUUUUUACACCUGCCCAGAUGCAAACCGGUCCGCUAUGGCGGUCGGGCUAUGCAUUAUCUUUCUCGUGGUACUACCCACUUUCUUCGGCUGCCUCUACUACCACCUCUGUCGUCGGGGUGCCGGCAUUGUGUCCGUUCCAAUCACGGUGGAGCUUGACUCCAGGCCGCAUAGUCACACCAUCAAAGAAACUUCAGGCCUGGUGUCACUGAUUAGCUGCCUGCGUCGUAUAGGUGUCAUUUUUUGUGCCAUUUGCAGCUGUCCCGAGCAGAUGCCUAUGAUCCCCACCGCAAACGGUCUCCAAAAACCGAUCAUACCACUACCAGACUUUUUAUCACGACUCCUCGACAAGCGGUGA
Molecule: messenger RNA, 387 nt
Organism: Protopolystoma xenopodis
Lineage: Eukaryota; Metazoa; Platyhelminthes; Monogenea; Polystomatidea; Polystomatidae
Source: the annotation of a GenBank genome assembly